Messenger RNA from Dendrobium catenatum, 993 nucleotides. RefSeq names its product mitochondrial import inner membrane translocase subunit TIM23-1-like. The coding region runs from base 179 to 760 and encodes 193 amino acids. Gene Ontology annotation, cellular component: mitochondrial inner membrane; TIM23 mitochondrial import inner membrane translocase complex. The transcript has a single exon. The record is from RefSeq and is a predicted model, not a curated record. NCBI's taxonomy places the organism in Eukaryota, Viridiplantae, Streptophyta, Magnoliopsida, Asparagales, Orchidaceae. Gene Ontology annotation, biological process: protein import into mitochondrial matrix. Gene Ontology annotation, molecular function: transmembrane protein transporter activity.
GUCAAGAAUCUCGCGAAGUCCAAUAUAAUUGUUUUUUCUACAGUUCGGUAGGCGCCGGAGUUGGAGCCCUCGCCCAAGCAAGAGAGCGGAGCUUCUCAACGUCUUCACCGCCACAAAGGCACAAAGCCUCGUCGUUUUUCAAGUACCAAAAAAAAAACUAGGAAGGGUCAAAAUUGCGAUGGAGGAUUCGAGAGUUUUAGGCUACGGUAGCGGCGACAAUUCCGACAACCAACAACAACCCGGCCGACGAAUUUACGAUCCCUACAAGGACCUCCAGAUCCCCUACCGCGCCAUAUACGACCUCCCCACAUCGCCGGAAUUCCUCUUCCAGGAAGAGUCUCUUGCCCAGCGCCGCUCCUGGGGCGAGAAUCUCACGUACUUCACAGGCAUCGGCUACCUCAGUGGAGCGGUUGGCGGCGCCUCUGUCGGUCUCUACAAGGGCCUCCGAUCUGCCGAGCCGGGGGAAACCGUAAAGCUCCGCAUCAGCCGCGUCCUCAAUUCUUCCGGUCAGGACGGCCGGAGAUUUGGCAAUAGGCUGGGCGUUAUUGGGCUCCUGUACGCUGGCACGGAGAGCGGCUUGGUCGCAGUAAGGGGCAGUGAUGAUUGGAUCAACAGCGUGGUGGCGGGCCUCGGGACCGGGGCGUUUUUCAAGGCGGCUAAUGGGCCUAGGUCUGCAGCGAUUGCGGGGGCGAUCGGAGGGUUGAUGGUUGGAGCUGCAAUGGCCGGUAAGCAGGUCUUGAAAAGAUACGUGCCCGUCUAGGGUUGGUUCUCGAUUUUCCGCUUUCCGUGCCUCCCUUGGUCACCUCUUACGUAGAAUAUUUUCUUAUAGUGCUGAAUUCCGAAGGCUGUUCGUAGUUAAAAGUCUUAUGCAUCAUUCUUUAGAUCACAUGUAACCAUAAAGACCAGGAAAGAUGAACGAUCCUGAGUCGGAAGAAGUAUAUUUGAAUAAUUGAGACGACAAUUCAAUUGAUUAAUUUACGAUUUUAAUGCGUA